Chelonia mydas (Green sea turtle) is the source of this 788-nucleotide messenger RNA. It is a transcript of the gene TSACC, whose product is annotated as TSSK6 activating cochaperone. The coding region runs from base 162 to 605 and encodes 147 amino acids. Gene Ontology annotation, cellular component: cytoplasm. NCBI's taxonomy places the organism in Eukaryota, Metazoa, Chordata, Testudines, Cheloniidae. The record is from RefSeq and is a predicted model, not a curated record. Gene Ontology annotation, molecular function: protein-folding chaperone binding. The transcript is spliced from 5 exons.
CACAAGCUCGGUUGAGAGGAGACUGCUCAGCGCGUGGGGGCCUCGACUUGGAACUGCCACUAUUGGGAGGGGACAGGGAAUACUGCGCAUGCGCCUCCAGAAGUCGGGAGACCGCGCCUGCGCGAUUAUUCAGGCGAGGCACAAGCUCUGCUCCUCCUCAGAUGGAGCCAGAAACAGAUGCUCAGGAAGAAAAACAACACUGGAAAAACACAGCGAGACGAUCCACUCAAAGCCCACGAGAGGAUAACUUUGAAAGCCCUUCCUCUUCUUUUAAGAAGCUAUGUCCUGCCAAACCCUCCCCCAGCUUUCUUGAGCUUCCAUCUUCCCAACGGAGGCCCAGCCCAGGUCUGCCCUGUGCCCAGGCUGCAAGGAUAUGGAAAGGACAGAAAAAAUUCACCCCUGAUCAUCAGCCACAGGAAUGUUAUGGCCUACUGGAGUGUAUGCACAACAACAUCCAGAUCCAAACCCAGAUCGCUCUGGCACAGUUGAGCAUCCUGGAAGGCUUGCAGGAAUCCAUGAGCUUGCUUCUGGCUAGCAACGAGGAGAAGGGGAAGGAGCAGAGAGACCAGAAGGGCCUGCAAAGCUCAGCCUCCUCCCCCACCUAACAUAUCCAUAGGUUCGGUGGCUAGCUUUGCUUCCCGUAGUCUCAUCCCUCCGGCUUCAUCUCCUUUGCGUUCACUCUGGCACUGGCUAUCAAGUGUAUGGCGACAGGAUUGGGGUUUGUGUUACCAUGACAACUGAGACGGCUAUGCUAGCGGUGCUGCUUGGAAGUAAAACUAUUGUAAAUA